AUGGCAGAAGGCGAACACCGCCGAGUGCAAGAGGCCGAGGACCAUGCAUCGUCUGGAGAUACCGCCGCCGAGCCUGUCGAGGCCUUCCCGGCAAUGCCAGCCUUCCCCUCCGACGGCCUGCCACUCGACCGCAAUGUCGUAGAUACGAAAACCGACAUCAGAGUCUCGCAUAUUCCUAUGCCACCAUUGCCCAGCGUCUCUGCGAGCGCACCUCCUACCUCGACACUCCCUACCAUCCCCGGCGGUCACUCCGACGAAGAGCAAUCGUCAGAUGCCUCCUCGACGCACAGCAAGCCGGAGCUGCAAGAGUCCUCCAACUCUUCCUCCAUAUCCGAACCUGCGACCGCCGUCGAGAAGAAGGAUGCCGAACACAAGGAGGGCGCAGAGCAGAAGACACGGGCGAGAGCCGGGUCUAGUUCCGCAUCCAUGAAGAAGAAUCAAAGCCACGAUAAUGUUAGGAGGUUGUCUGUGGCGGGGAUGCAGCAGCUGCAGGAUCCAGAAGCUCUGCCCGUUGCCGUUGUUGCAGACGGCGCAGCAAGCGAUGGGGACCGGCCGGCGCACAUAUCAGAGCAGCUGCAAGCGAUUCGGCAGUCGAUCCUGAGCCAACCGGACACCCUCCGGCGCAAUGGGCCGGUGACGGACGGUGGUAGCAGGUCGCGACAUCACGAUGAAUGGCGCCGCCCGACCUCUGGAAGGACCUUAUCUACGCCCCCGACAAACCGAAGACAGUCUCAGUCUCAAACAACCUCUCCUCGCCGAAAUUCCUUCUACACCGUUGCUCGGCCGCCACCCCUGAAUCUCGAGGCGGCAACCCACUUCAACGCUAUCAGCCCUUUGCCUCCCCCGACGCAGACGACGAGCCAGCCCAAAUUACCCCAGAUCCAAGUGCCGCCGCCGUCGUCGCAGCAAUCCAAAGCUCCCCGAAAUGACCCCUUUCCGCCCUCGCCUCUGCCUCCUUCGAUACCCCUCCCGCCCAUGUCUAUACCAACACAUCUACAGCUAGAACUGGCAGCCCAACGACCGAGUCCUUUGUACAUACAUCACUCACAUACUAAUGAUAUUCCAUACGAGUCAUAUGCUGUCAAGUGGGAAAGACUCAAAAAUGUUCUCUUACUGCCGUCUUUCCUCGAACGAACCCUCUAUUUCGGGGCCCUGGCCUGUCUCGAUGCCUGGCUUUACAAUUUCACCAUCCUACCCAUGAGGUUCUGCAUUGCCUUGGGCGUUUUGGUCAAGUGGUGGGGCUAUCUCGCGGCAAAGGAAGCGCGCUGGAUGAUCGGAUACGUCUGGCAUGGACUGGGUAGAGUAUGGGCUAGAGCCCGACGACCCAGGUCCAGAGCUACCUCCUCGGCCCAGCAUGAAGACCCCGAUCACCUCGUCAGCCGUGACAGGAGCCAAAGCCGACCAGCGCACCGGGGCACGCCUUUGGUAACCCCAGAUAUUAGAUCCUCAAGCGACGUUCCCACAAUCAACAUCGAUUCGGAGACAAACGGCAAUCAGGUUAUCGAGCAAGAAGUGAAAAUGAAUGGUAACGGGCAUGGAGUCACUUAUAAGAUAAAUGGCUCUGCCGGUCACCAUCCAACGCACAUGUCCGGACAUCGACAGGCUCGUCAUAGGAGGACGAAGUCAAUCCCAUCCAACUUGUCCUCAUUCCACAAGGCCGAUCUACUACAGGGAGCCGUAAUACUGUGCAGUUCUCUGUUUCUCAUGAAGUUGGACGCCAGUCGGAUGUAUCAUUUCAUUCGAGCGCAGGAUGGCAUCAAGCUCUAUGUCAUUUACAACGUCCUCGAGGUCGGCGAUCGCCUGCUUUCCGCCCUCGGGCAGGACAUUUUCGAGUGCCUGUUCAGUUCCGAGACUCUAUCAAGGAACAGCUCCGGUCGCUCCAAAGUCCUCCUGCCCAUGGGCAUGUUUGUUCUGGCCCUCGUUUACAACGUCAUCCACUCCGUCUCUCUUUACUAUCAGGUCAUUACGCUGAACGUGGCUGUCAACUCAUACUCCAACGCACUCUUGACCUUGAUGAUCUCGAACCAGUUCGUCGAGAUCAAGAGCACCGUGUUCAAGCGGUUUGAGAAGGACAACCUCUUCCAGUUGACGUGUGCCGACAUUGUGGAGCGGUUCCAGCUUUGGAUCAUGCUGCUGAUCAUCGGCAUGCGUAACAUAGUCGAAGUCGGCGGCCUGUCUGUGCCUGGCGCUGGUUCCGAGAGUGGCAGUGAUAUGGGUGGAGGCGCCAUGCCUCUCCACAGCCCGUCCAUCCUGCCCUUCAGCUUCACUGUGCUGCCAUCCUGGGUGUGGUCUGGCGAGGUCCUGUCCCCCUUCUUGAUUGUCAUUGGCAGCGAGAUGCUGGUGGACACCAUCAAGCAUGCCUACGUGAACAAGUUCAACAACAUCAAGCCGACGUUCUACAGCCGUAUCCUCGAUAUCCUGUGCAAGGACUACUACACAAAUGCCUUUGUCACGCCUUCGUUGACUCGACGACUGGGCCUUGCUGUCAUCCCCCUUUCGUGUCUCUUCAUCCGGGCAUCGGUACAGACAUAUCACAUGUUCCUAUCCACAAGAAUUCCUACUCCACUUCCCGAGUCAACACAGACGUCGCUUUCCGUCGAAUCUGCGACGCCAUCCUCACCCGUGAUGGUCGCGGCUCUCGACCGCCUCGACACACUACUGCGCGACGCCUUGGGGCGCGCCGUCUACGGCUACCCGUACGCAUCUCCGGGCGUCAAGGCCCGCUCGUGGUGGUCCUGGACCAGCGACGACGUCAUCGCGGCAGUGACAAUGAUCGUCGUCUUCUUCAUCGCCUUCCUCGUCCUUCUCGUCAUUAAACUCCUGUUGGGCAUGAUCCUCCUGCGGUACUCUCGCAACCGUUACGCCAAGAUGAAGCGUAAGGAGCACUUGGUGGCAACGGGUCAGGAGGAGCGCGAGUCUUACGAUGCCAAGGGCAAGCGUGUGGGCGGGUACGGCCAUAUCGAGGUGACGGAGGACAGGCGCAGGUGGAUUCAUGCGGACGAGAAGGAGGGCCUGAAGGGUGGCAAGGGACGUGUGCAAAAGGCAGAGAAGCCCCCAGAAAGUGACUAUAACGGAGUCUACCGGUACGAAAUGGUUGCGAAGAGGAUUUGGUAG
This is a messenger RNA of Colletotrichum siamense, 3114 nucleotides long. RefSeq names its product Endoplasmic reticulum membrane protein 65. Gene Ontology annotation, cellular component: endoplasmic reticulum membrane. Bases 1 to 3114 code for a protein of 1037 amino acids. Lineage: Eukaryota; Fungi; Ascomycota; Sordariomycetes; Glomerellales; Glomerellaceae. The transcript has 3 exons. Gene Ontology annotation, biological process: maintenance of protein localization in endoplasmic reticulum. The record is from RefSeq and is a predicted model, not a curated record.